Messenger RNA from Oncorhynchus nerka (sockeye salmon), 5225 nucleotides. RefSeq names its product serine/threonine-protein kinase 10-like. Lineage: Eukaryota; Metazoa; Chordata; Actinopteri; Salmoniformes; Salmonidae. The record is from RefSeq and is a predicted model, not a curated record. Bases 296 to 3331 code for a protein of 1011 amino acids. Gene Ontology annotation, molecular function: protein serine/threonine kinase activity; ATP binding; protein binding. Gene Ontology annotation, biological process: protein phosphorylation. The transcript has 19 exons.
AGUUAUUCUCCAAAACUGGUUACUAUGUUGCAGCAGGUGGUCAUUGUGUGCAGUGGACAAGUCAAGUGAAUGGAAAUAUUACGUUUAUUAUUAUUUUUUAUGACAACGCGUGAUUAAAUAUUUUAGAACGUGUUUUUGACGGCUUAUUUUCUUACUUGAAAGGUGUGUGAUUAUACAUCCAGGUAGUUUUCCCCCGAAUACUUUUGUAUUCUAACAAGAGUGAAACUCAGAAUAGUUGCUGUCUUGAGAAACGUGGCUUUUAUGAACAGCUUUUAUUGCAUUUUUGCGGCGAACCAUGGCUUUUGCUAAAUUCAGCAAAAUACUUCGCCUGUCUAAUUUUGACAUAAAAAAUAAGGCAAAACAAUAUGAACACGUUCAUCGAGACAUCAAUCCUAAUGACCAAUGGGAAAUUAUCGGAGAGUUGGGUGAUGGGGCUUUUGGAAAAGUUUACAAGGCCAAGAAUAAGGAGACUGGAGCGCUGGCUGCAGCCAAAGUCAUUGAGACGAAGACUGAGGAGGAGCUGGAGGAUUACAUGGUGGAGAUAGAUAUCCUGGCCAAGUGUGACCACCGCUACAUCGUCAAGCUGUUGGACGCCUUCUACCAUGAUGCCAAGCUCUGGAUCAUGAUCGAGUUCUGCCCUGGAGGAGCCGUAGACGCUACUAUGUUAGAGCUGGACCGGGGCCUGAUGGAACCUCAGAUUCAGGUGAUCUGCAGACAGACGCUGGAGGCCCUGGUCUACCUCCACAGCAUCAAGAUCAUCCACAGAGACUUGAAGGCCGGGAACAUCCUCCUCACCCUGGAGGGAGACAUCAAGCUAGCGGAUUUUGGGGUGUCAGCGAAAAAUACCAAAACCCUACAAAGAAGGGACUCUUUCAUAGGAACACCAUACUGGAUGGCUCCGGAGGUGGUGAUGUGUGAGACUAUGAAGGACGCUCCAUAUGACUACAAGGCUGACAUCUGGUCCCUUGGUAUCACCCUGAUCGAGCUGGCGCAGAUCGAGCCCCCGCACCACGAACUCAACCCCAUGAGGGUCCUGCUGAAGAUAGCCAAGUCUGAGCCCCCUACCCUGGAGCAGCCCAACAAGUGGUCACAGGAGUUUAAGGAUUUCCUGAAAAAGUCGUUGGAUAAGAAUCCGGAGAGUCGGCCAAACGCAGCCCAGCUCCUGGAGCACCCCUUUGUUUGCUCUGUGAAGACCAACAGACCCUUGCGAGAGCUGGUUGCUGAGGCGAAGGCUGAAGUCAUGGAGGAAAUCGAGGACAAUCGAGAGGAAGGAGAGGAGGAGGACACCACUGAGCUCUCAGUCCCAGUGCCUCCAGGCAAGGACCCGUCUCAAACCAGUCAAACCAGUCUACAAGGGGACAGUGCCCCAGACACACUCACCAAAACUCCCGUCGGGGCCGAGGCCAAACCCCCCGUGAGACCUUCCCGCACGAGGGAUGGCCAGCCGAUCGACCGACAGCUCCCUGAUGAGGGCAUCAGCAUUGUGGACUCUGACAAGCCCGAGAGCGAGGCCUCUGGCAAGGUCUUCUCCAGCUCCGACUCGGGCAUCGAGGAUGGGAAGAGCACCUCGGAUGAGGGCAAGCCUGUGGACACCCCUCUGCCAGAGAACCAGGCCCUGCUGGCACAGCCCGAGAUGGUACCAAAAAUACCCCAAAGCCAGUUGGAGGUGAAGGGAGAAAGCGCCAGCAUGGCCAGUGGGGUGGUUCCCGUGAUUGGGGAAAAAGGGCCCCCUACCCCAGACCCCACAUCUUUGAUCGGGCUGAACGGCAGCACGAAGAGAGGGCCUUCGAAAAGGGAGAGGGUCGCCAUAGGGGCUAACAUGGACAACCCGAUGGCCCACCACAACGCCAAUGGCAUGAUCUCCAAGAGGUACUCUGACGCGGGCAGCGUGUCUGCUUCUGAGAGCAUGGACAUCAGCCUCAACCUGUCAGGAGACAUGUCAGUCAACAAGGACGAUGGAUCCCUCUGCCCCAGGGUGGACUCUCGUUUCUCCAGUAAGACGUUGAAGCGCACCAGGAAGUUUGUCAUUGACGGCUUGGAGGUCAGCGUGACCACAUCCAAGAUCAUCGGCGAUGAUGAGAAGAAAGAUGAAGAGAUGAGGUUUCUCAGGCGUCAGGAGCUCCGGGAUCUGCGACUGCUGCAGAAGGAGGAGCACCGUGCCCAAGCGUUACUGAACACAAAGCUGGACGCUCAGAGGGAGCAGAUGCAGCGACGCUUCGACCAGGAGAUGAACGCGAAGAAGAAGUUCUACGACACGGAGCUGGAGAGCCUGGAGAAGCACCAGAAGCAGACCAUCGAGAAGAUGGAGACGGACCACGCCAUUAAGCUCAGGGACGAGACCAAACGCAUCCGCUCCGAACAGGACCGCGACUACAACAAGUUCCAGGAUCAGAUGAAGCGCAACAAAAAAGAGGUGAAGAACGAGAUUGAGAAGCUCCCCAGAAAGUCCCGGAAAGACAGCAUGAAACAGAGCAUGAACACCUUUACACAGAUGAAACAAGCGGAGGAGCAGAACUUCCUGUCGGCCCAGAAGAACCACCUGGACACAACGCUGAAGAGGAUAAUUUCGGAGAACAAGAGGGAGAUCUCUGAGACAGAGAGGCAGUGUCUCAACAAGAAGCAGAACCUUGUCAGAGACAGGGAAGCUACUAUCUGGGACCUAGAUGAGAAGAACCUUCAUGAGAAGCACCAGUUACUGAAACAGCAGCUAAAAGACCAGUACUUCCUCCAACGGCACCAGCUGCUCAAGAAGCAUGAGAAGGAACAAGAGCAGAUGCAGUGCUACAACCAGAGGAUGAUUGAGCUGCUGAAGGCCCGGCAGCAGCAGGAGAAGGGUCGCCUGCCCAAGAUCCAGCGCAGCGAGGGCAAGACCCGCAUGGUCAUGUUCAAGAAGAGCCUCCGCAUCAACUCCACGGGCAGCACGUCGGAGGACCGCGAGAAGAUCAAACAGUUUGCCCAGCAGGAGGACAAGCGUCAGAAGGCUGAGCGGCUGCACCAGCAGCAGAAGCAUGAGCACCAGAUGAGGGACAUGGUGGGCCAGUGUGAGGGCAACGUCAGGGAGCUCCAGCAGCUACAGAAUGAGAAGUGCCACCUACUCAUUGAGAACGAGACUCAGAGGCUCAAGUCUCUGGAUGAGCAGCACAACCACCAUCUCAAGGAGUGGAGGGAGCAGCUCAAGCCUAGGAAGAAGGCUCUGGAAGAGGAGCUGACCCAGAGGAAGAGGGAACAGGAGGUGUUCUUUAAGAUGAGUGAGAACUCUGAGUGCCUGAGCCCCAGCUCCCCAAACAAACUCACCAAGUUCCUCCCUUACUCUGAAUCCUCUACAACGUAGACUGGCAUCUCACCCCCCCCACCCCCAAACACCCUUAUCCCACACCAUGCCCAGAAGGACCACUGUCAGCUUCCUCAUUCCUCCUGAACUUUUAUUUCAUUUUUAAGGAAUAGUUAUGUUUUAAGUCCUGUUUAUAAGAUUUUAUCAUUUUAUUAACUCAGAUUGGUCAUAUUUUCUUUGAGGAUUGUCUUUAACUCCACAUGUGCAUCAGGCUGCUUGAUAGUUAGGGUGUUCUUCAUCCAUGCAGUGUUUCCUUUUUCAUUCUUAUUAAUAUUGCCGACAGCACCAAAUUGACUCAGAUCCCCAUUGGUUUGUCUACACAAUAAGCAUGAGACUAACCUAAUAGUUAGAAGGGUGUGGUGGGGCGAUGCAUCCCAUAUCCCAAAGAGGGUCAGUUGAGGAGUAGUAGUUUAGGUGCAAUGUGGCCCUGGCCACAUCUGCACUUCUCAUGCCUCAUUGCAGCAUGCCUAAGGCUUGUUCACACAGAUGGGCAGGUACCCUGCGCAUCUUUCUUUUGGUGUUUUUCAGAGUCAGUAGAAAGGCCUCUUUAGUGUCCUAAGUUUUCAGAACUGUGACCUUAAUUGCCUACCGUCUGUACGCUGUUAGUCUUAGCGGCCGUUCCACAGGUGCAUGUUCAUUGAACAAGCAUGGGAAACAGUCACCCUUUACAGUGAAUAUAUUUAGAUUUUUACGAAUUCUCUGAAAGACGGGGUCCUGAAAACAGGACAUUUCUUUUUUUGCUGAGUCUAUCAAGUUGACAAAUUUUCUUUUGACAUUUCUUUAUUACUUUACAAAGAUCAGCACAGAGCAUGAUCUUCAGAAUUCACUUUCUUUCUGUUAACACAGUGAAUUAAUAGAAUUCCCAGCGAAAUCAGUUUAACUAACUUGGACUGUAAGUCGCUUUUGAUAAAAGCAUCUGCUAAAUGGCAUAUUGUAUUAUAUAUUAACUUAAAAUUGCAUUAAAAUGCUCAGAUCAUUUGCCCUUGUUUUCGAUCAGAAUAGAGCCCUAGUUUUACAAUUUGAUGAGAUAAGCUUAAACACGUAAUGAAUACAGGAGAAGUCAGGGAAAAGUCAUUUGUAGUCCAAUUUAUUUUAGUUUUUUAAUUCGAGGGUUGAAGAAAAUGGAUAUUUUUUUGAGUUGAUUGUGUUCAUGUCUCAAAUGUUUUUCUGUGCUGCAUUUUUACUGUAAAGGCAAUACUAGCACACUGGAUGGGAAUUAAAAGGCAAAGUGGAAUACUGUCUUUGUAGGAAUCUUAAGAGAUAAGUUUUACAUUUAAUUAAAGGUAUUGGGUUUAUUUUCCAUUGUUUGUUGAUAAUACAUGUACUGUCUGCUAACGAAAGUGCAAUAUGUAAUUUUUCCUCCACUAAAUGUGCCUUUCUUUGCACUGAGGAGUAUAUUAAGUUAUGAGGUAGUGCAUCGGAGCUAUUUUGCAGUUAAUAUGUAUCCUGCUGCUUUUGAAAAUGGGGCUUGUUUUCUUGACCAAUUAGACCUGUUAGAUCACUGGAGGCCCGAGUGGCUGCGGAUAUUCGCUCUUCCCUUCUACUUGAUUGAUAAAUGAAGGUCACUGAUUUAGUAAGGAACUCCCCACACCUGGUUGUAUAAGUCUUAAUUCAAAGGAAAAGCCAGCAGGCGCUAGGCCCUCCAUGGAAUGGGUUUGACAGCGCUGUGUUAAUCUACAGUAAUUUGGUCAACUGUCAGGUACAACUACUCUCUCAAGAUGUAUUUUAAUUUGUUUGUUUUUCUCUCUUCUGUUGUCAUUUGCAAUGACUGUCUUUUUCUGUCUGUUUACCUUUUUUUUUAAAGUUUAUUUUGUAAGGGGUGUGAGUGAAUGACUGUUCAGCAGAAGGAACCAUUGUUGUACAUGAGUCUAAUAAAUGCAAACGUUCUAAUGUC